Molecule: messenger RNA, 504 nt
Organism: Vitis vinifera (wine grape)
Lineage: Eukaryota; Viridiplantae; Streptophyta; Magnoliopsida; Vitales; Vitaceae
Product: calcium-binding protein CP1
Exons: 1
Molecular function (GO): calcium ion binding
Source: RefSeq, a predicted model, not a curated record
AUACAGAUUACCAGUGGAGUCUUCUCAAACGUUCAUCUAUGGUGGAAUUCUUCUUGCUGGAUUCUUUGUAUAUUUCCUCGUCAGAAUCACAACGGCUGCCCGGACGGAAAUCGUGUCAAAGAUCUCCGCAGCUUUUACGCGGGAUUCCCAGGCGGCGUCUCCGGAGAUGAGGAGGCGAUCGGGUCAAUGAUGUCGGUGGCGGAUUCGAAUAAGGAUGGGUUCGUGGGGUACGAUGAGUUUGAACACGUGUUGGGCUGCCGGAGAAGUCCGAGGAACAAGGGCCACGACGUCGCUGGGGUGAUGGAGGAUGUGUGUAAGGUUAUGGACAGGGACGACGACGGCAAAGUAGGGCUCGAGGAUUUGAAGAGCUAUAUGAAUUGGGCCGGGUUUUCUGCAACUGAGGAAGAAAUCAAGGCCAUGAUCAAAUUGGGCGGCGGUGAUGAAGAUAGUGGUGUAUCCUAUGAUGGUCUGCUCAAGAUCCUGGGCGUUGAUUAUGUUAACUAA